AUGCUGUCCCUCAAGUGGAUUCUCCUCUUCUUUCUUUGCUUCUGCAGCAAUGUAGAAGCGAUACCUCGCAUCCUGACUAAAGACAUCGAAGUCUUUGUGGGUGGAGCGGGUGCAGUCGGCUUCGCGGGCCUUGUAGGUUGGCAUCUCCUCAAACCCUCAAAGACCGCAAAUGUCACGGUGCAAUCCCAUAAAGACAGAGUCACGCGCAGCAGUUCCAGUUUAUUGCCGACACCAACGGCCGCACCCACGGGUUUUGAAGCCCCCAGCAUUGUCAAGACAGUCGUAUCGAAAGCCAGCGCAGACGCGGUUCCACAGUCGAUGUGCCAUUCCCCUGUCCCAAUGACACGAUUCUUUGAGGUUGAAGCCUGGAGCAAUGGCACAAUAAUCUGCGUUGAAGAGAUCGAUGGCCUCCGAGUCGGGGACCUCGACAACAGAUAUCCAAACGGCCCUGCCUCUGCGACGAACGAGACUUUCAUACUUCCCGAAGAGCUCAAAGAGGACAACAGUCAGGCUAGCGGUCUUUCCCUCAUCAUAAACAUCCAUGAGCCUCAACCGCCAGCACUCAAAGUAACCUCUUCUCCGUGGGAGCUUGUCUUGAUCUUUUUAAAUGCGCAUGCAGACAGAAAGUUGAGGCCAAUCAUCGAGUCGGCCAGAAGAGACCUCUUUAUCGUCCGAGACUUCUUGAACAAAGCGCUCGCUCUUGUCCUGAAACUGGUACCGACUCAUUCGGCAAAGGCCGUGUUCAUUCCGAUCGGCGUUCCACUGGUGACCAAGUUCGGUCCUGCGGUGGCAAGUAGAGGCCUCGUAAUGCUGUCCCUCUACGCUCCUCUCAUUAUCCUCUACCUGCAAGACAAUUUAGACAGAUAUAUCGGGUGGUAUGCAGGGAGAGAAGAAGAACCGGAGCUCAACACCGAGGUUGCCACUGAACCUUUGCCUAUUGAAGAGGAAGUGUCUACCCCCGAAUUGCAAAUGGAAGCUCCACUGGACUCGACUCCUGCAGGUGAUGAAGAAGGCAGCCUCCCUGGAAAGUUUGUUGAUGCAGCAGAGCGUGAUAGUGAAGAGAGCCUCCCUAGGGAGUUUCUCGAUUCCGCAGAGCACUUACCAUCCUUAGGAUCAGCGGAAGCCUCUCCGCUAACCUAUGAUCCUGAGAAUUAUAAAGCCACUGGAAUCUUCAAAGCGCCGCCAGCGUCAAAAGUAUCGCAGCUAUCGCCUUCCCGGAAGACCAGUAGUAGACAGCGGUCCGAUGGGAAUCAAAUGCAUGGACGUCUCCUCCGUGACCAAUUGUUUGGCAGACGGUGGAAAGACUCUACCGCAACAGCUACCCAGGGGCUGGAAGACCUCAGUUCCAAGAAAGCGCUGAAAAAACAGGCCGAGCCUUCAAACUCGAAGAAACUAGGAAUCCCGACCGAAAGUCUCAAUCAGCUUCAACCAGCUCAUCUGGUUGCACAGGAAUCUAAACGCACUGUUACUCUAGAAUCCGAGCAAGUCCCUUCCCAACAAUCGAGCUCGAGCAUCAUGCCUUGUUCAACAGACGUUCCCAUGUUCGAACAGUCGCAUGGGAACGAACCUACAGAGAGACAACUCGGGUCAACCGUCUCCGACAAGCAUGACGACGUGAUGCCCAGAUCCUUCCCAACUGGGAUAUAUAACGGCAAUGCUUCGACAGGGACUGAGAGUUGCUUUAAGUCCGGUUUACAUCAUGGUCCCAUGCCGCAACCUGGGCAAGAGCCACUUGCCAUUUAUGCUUCCGAACCCACUUCUCCAGAAGGGGAAAGCAUCAUGUUGCAUUCUGAGACCGUCCAUUCUCCCACCCGUUCAAAUAUUUCGUCGAUUCCCACGGAGGACGACAAGAAGAACGAGGAUGUCAAGGACGAGAACGGCAGUUCACAGGGCCCUGGUCCAUCAACACGCAGACUGAAAGCAAUUCCGGAAGAGGAACAGCCCGAGGAGAGGACAGACAACUCUCUUCACAACGAUGAUGGCAAAAGCAACGACCAAGCGUUCCGCAAAGGAUCGACCAGUAGAAACCCGCUCUCCCCGACCAGAUUUGGCAGCGACGGCGGUGCUGGGUACGACUUUGGCUCUGCCCUGGCUAUCGCACAAGAAAGAUUGAAGGAACUGACUCGACCUUCCGUUCGAGGAACCGAUGAUGUCUCUGGAGCCACUGGCGAUUGCAACGGCUCUGGCACUGCUGACUUUGGCGAUUUGUUCGAUUCAACCACCCCUGCCUCGACUCCAUCAAAACAGCCAAUUGUCGACGUGUUCAAUGGCACAGGCGGUCGUCGUCGUGGUGGACUCCGGAGCCAGACGCAAGCUGUAGAUACGGCGUCUAGUCGGUCUGAACGUGGCCGCGGGGUCGCCUUUGCAACAGAAUCCGACGGAUCAGUGGUCAACCAGACGUACUACUUCCAGAUAGGGGAGGCGCCUGUAGCAUUGCGAGACUCAAUGGUCAUAGAUGCGCAAGGACAACAAGCCACUGGCGUUCGAGUUUCGACUGAGCAACCGCCUUCGGUCGUGCCUGCAUCCGAUGGCGAGCAACAAUCGUUCAACUUCGUUGCACCAGAUCCCGCUCCCGGGUAUGAAGCUCAAGCACAAGAGCAGCCCCUCGUUGCGUCUCGAAUCACCCCUGCCUUCUUCGCAGCCUUGGAUUCCUGGAGCCGCAUGCCUGCCGACUACCGAACGCAAGCUCUUGUAGAGUGGGCACUGAGACCUGAGAUCUUACUCCCCGCUGCCAACACGGCGGAACCACAGCCGAUCGAGGCGGCUAAGGCUGUGGCACAAGCCGAACCUUCCCAAUCUGUGCCCCAACAGGUGAAUACCGAUGAGAUCUUGUCGGCCUCGAUGUCUGGACUAUUUCUGGGGCAGGGUCCAGCGGAUAUGGAUUAUGAACACGACGGCCCUGCACACGAAGUUGCAUUUGCACAACAAGUUCCUCAGGGUCCCCCUGUGUCACUGCAAUCCGCAGUUCAAGAACAGGCUGCUGCAAUCGCGCUAGGAUGCAGGCCUGCACAUCCGGUUAGCAUGGACAGUCAGCAGCAUGGCUCUGCAGCUUCGCACCAACCUAGGUCGCUAGAAUCCCAAGCUCAUCCCGCGCAAAUGCUGGACGAGUACAUGGCAGAUGUGGCCGCUGUUUCCGCAUUCGAUAGAGGCUCAACAUCCGACAAUCCCAAGGCAAGCAGUACCCCUGCUUAUCCGUCGAUAUUCCCACAAUCGCUGGGCGACGGCCUUCCUCACUCCCACUCCCCACUUCCUGGUUCAGGCUUCUAUCGAGAAGCGUACCUGGAAGCUGAACGUCGUCAGAGAGAGGAAUUCCGUCACACACCCCAACGCAACCGGGCCACUCGAUAG
Molecule: messenger RNA, 3348 nt
Organism: Cladophialophora bantiana CBS 173.52
Lineage: Eukaryota; Fungi; Ascomycota; Eurotiomycetes; Chaetothyriales; Herpotrichiellaceae
Exons: 1
Coding region: 1-3348 (1115 amino acids)
Source: RefSeq, a predicted model, not a curated record